Molecule: messenger RNA, 553 nt
Organism: Papilio machaon (common yellow swallowtail)
Lineage: Eukaryota; Metazoa; Arthropoda; Insecta; Lepidoptera; Papilionidae
Exons: 2
Coding region: 112-492 (126 amino acids)
Source: RefSeq, a predicted model, not a curated record
ACCCCGUACGAUAAAGCCUUCUCGCAUUCGGGUGCGGUCCAGUGUAGUUCCUGCUGUACAGGAUAAAUAUUUCUCGACGAAAAUAUUUAUAAAAGGAUUUCGAAAUUAAAAAUGAGUGAAUUAAAAACUGGAGCUCCAAAUGAUGGAGAAAAUAAUGAUAACAAGGAUAAUAAUCUUGAAACUCAAGGCGAGGAUAAUGAAGCAAAGAACGAUGAAGCUAACAAACCAGCAACAGAUGAAGACCCAGCUUUGGCAAGACUCCAAAAACUUUGGCUUGAACACAUCCCAUGCAUAAUAGUAAACAAACCGGACGGUACUGAAUAUAGUAUCAAAUAUAAAUCGCAGAAACGUUUCCAAACAAGGAGAAUAAGAUUGUCUCACUUGCCUCCACGCAUUCCUAAUGCUAUAAGAAUUCUGAUCACAACAGUCAAACCGAAGAAAGUGCAGAAGAAAAAAACCUGCCUUCCUUACAAGAAAUUCAAAAAGAUGUAAAUCUUUUUAUUCGUAUUCCGGCUGUAUUGUCGAAAUCUUGUAUUUUAUUCCUUUAUUAGUG